AUGUUAAGAUGGCUCAGAAACCCUCAAAGAACGGGUCUAGCGGGACCACGGGCGCAUGCACCGCGGCGAACGUGGACCGGCCACUGCGGGCGCCUCCAUUCGCGGACCAAUCUGAUGACGGAGGGGAGUUGCUCUGGUGCUAGGAGACGACGCCUCGCUGCUAUUACGGACUACGCGCUCCGCCUGCACCUGGAUUCUGAGUCAUUCCAAGAGAGACACAAACAAAGAGAGACAAACAGAGAGAGACACAAACAGAGAGAGACACAGAGAGGGACACAAACAGAGAGAGACACAAACAGAGAGAGACACAAACAGAGAGAGACACAAACAGAGAGAGACACAGAGAGAGACACAAACAGAGAGAGACAAACAGAACCCGCCGCCGACCUUCUCGUCGGCCUGGCGAUCUUUCCCCCUCCAGUAAUCUUCCGCAGCGGAGCAACGCCCCAGGCGAAAUAA
Molecule: messenger RNA, 459 nt
Organism: Gryllus bimaculatus (two-spotted cricket)
Lineage: Eukaryota; Metazoa; Arthropoda; Insecta; Orthoptera; Gryllidae
Source: the annotation of a GenBank genome assembly